Messenger RNA from Penicillium angulare, 387 nucleotides. Its product is annotated as succinate dehydrogenase assembly factor 3. Gene Ontology annotation, biological process: succinate metabolic process; mitochondrial respiratory chain complex II assembly. The record is from RefSeq and is a predicted model, not a curated record. NCBI's taxonomy places the organism in Eukaryota, Fungi, Ascomycota, Eurotiomycetes, Eurotiales, Aspergillaceae. Bases 1 to 387 code for a protein of 128 amino acids. The transcript is spliced from 3 exons. Gene Ontology annotation, cellular component: mitochondrion; mitochondrial intermembrane space.
AUGCGUCUCGCCCACCGUCUAUUCAUGGCCACGCCGGCUGCCAUCGGCUCAAAAUCCAGUUUGAGUGAGGCGCUCGCCCUCCUCCCGCCCCUCUACCUUUAUCGUCGCAUCUUGCGCGUCCACCGCAGGCUGGACCCGGAAAUGCGCGUGCUUGGCGAUUCAUACGUGAAGAAGGAAUUUCGGGCGCAUCGGACUGCAGAGAACCCCUUACAUAUCAUUGGCUUCCUAACUGAGUGGCAGCUCUACGCCCAGAAGUUAGAAGGGGAUAACUGGGCGGGAGAAAGGCUUGACAAAUCGAAGCUAGACAAGAUGAGUGAUCAGCAACUCGGUCAGCUCUUUGAGCUCAUGCAGGCUAUACGGAACGAGGGAGGAGAAGAACACCAAUGA